AUGAACACAAUAAAGGGAGGGGGCGUUACCCCUUUGCCUUUGCAGGUCACAGAGCGCCUUCUUGAAGCUGAAGAGCAGAAAUUGAGGCUUUUAAAAACAGAAAUAGAACUAGCUAAACACACUGGAGGAGGACAUAAUGCUGUUAAAGACAACAAGGUAUCUCGUAGUUUACCAGCCAUCGGUAUGAAACAGACUCCUAAGAGAAGGCCCUCAGUGUUUGAUAGUAUGGUCCCAAAGGAGAGGCUAUAUGCUGCCAAAAUGGAUGAGCCUGGUCGUAAGAGUCCGGUCCCUCACUUUGUACAGUUAAUUAGAGAGUGGACAGAGACGUUUCCUUAUGACUUCCGUGAUGAAAAAAUGAUGCGUGCAUUAAAAGAUAUUACUCAGAUCUGUGCAACUCUAUCUCCUGUGGACAUAUUAAGAACUUGUGAUAAUCCUCUUAUUUUAGCACAACAAUUAACACACAUUGAGCUGGAAAGGCUCAAUAAUAUUGGACCGGAAGAAUUUGUGCAGACAUUUAUAAAAUCCCCAGCAGAUUCUGGGGAGGUUAAAAAGACCAGUAAUAUAGAAGCUUAUGUUGAAUGGUUUAACAGAUUAAGUUAUUUAGUAGCUACUGAGAUUUGUGUGUCUGAUAGAGAAAGGAAUAGAGUCAGAUUAUUGGAGUUUUUUGUUGACACAGCAAUUCAGUGUUUGGGUUUAAAUAAUUUUAAUUCUUUUAUGGCUAUUGCUGCUGGCCUGUACAUGAGUCCAGUUGUACGUCUCAAAAAGACAAGAGCAAAAUUGAGCAGUGACAAGUUUGAAGAACUCGAAGUAUGA
This is a messenger RNA of Gigantopelta aegis, 813 nucleotides long. Its product is annotated as ras-GEF domain-containing family member 1B-like. The coding region runs from base 1 to 813 and encodes 270 amino acids. Gene Ontology annotation, biological process: Ras protein signal transduction; positive regulation of GTPase activity. Gene Ontology annotation, cellular component: plasma membrane. The record is from RefSeq and is a predicted model, not a curated record. The transcript is spliced from 10 exons. Gene Ontology annotation, molecular function: guanyl-nucleotide exchange factor activity. NCBI's taxonomy places the organism in Eukaryota, Metazoa, Mollusca, Gastropoda, Neomphalida, Peltospiridae.